AUGUUGUCCUCUGUGAGGACAGGCGCCUCAAUGGCUGUUAGAGCCCGGCCGACUGCCCAAAUCGUCCCCUUCCGCGCGGCCGCUGUCGCUUCCAUCUCCUCGUCCUCCCGCAAGGACGCCACGGGUGCCGUCGCCCCCGCGGGCGCACAGCACGGCAUCGCCAGGCGCGAGCGCAGAGAGGUUCCUCUUCCCAGCCAGGAGGGCACCAAGGGCGCCGUUCAAUAUGCUCUCACAACCCUCGACAGCAUCGUCAACUGGGCCCGCCAAUCCUCUCUCUGGCCCAUGACCUUCGGCCUCGCCUGCUGUGCCGUCGAGAUGAUGCACCUCUCAACCCCGCGGUACGAUCAAGAUCGUUUGGGCAUCAUCUUCCGUGCCUCGCCCCGCCAGUCGGACGUCAUGAUUGUGGCGGGCACCCUGACCAACAAGAUGGCGCCCGCCCUGCGCCAGGUGUACGACCAGAUGCCCGAUCCGCGUUGGGUCAUCAGCAUGGGCUCGUGCGCCAACGGCGGCGGCUACUACCACUACUCGUACAGCGUCGUGCGCGGCUGCGACCGGAUUGUCCCUGUUGAUAUCUACGUCCCGGGGUGCCCGCCUACUAGUGAAGCGCUCAUGUAUGGCAUUUUCCAGUUGCAGAGGAAGAUGCGGAAUACGAAGAUUACGAGGAUGUGGUAUCGCAAGUAG
Messenger RNA from Neurospora hispaniola, 681 nucleotides. RefSeq names its product NADH-ubiquinone oxidoreductase 19.3 kDa subunit mitochondrial precursor. Gene Ontology annotation, biological process: mitochondrial respiratory chain complex I assembly; aerobic respiration; electron transport coupled proton transport. The coding region runs from base 1 to 681 and encodes 226 amino acids. The record is from RefSeq and is a predicted model, not a curated record. Gene Ontology annotation, molecular function: quinone binding; 4 iron, 4 sulfur cluster binding; NADH dehydrogenase (ubiquinone) activity. Lineage: Eukaryota; Fungi; Ascomycota; Sordariomycetes; Sordariales; Sordariaceae. The transcript has 3 exons.